Messenger RNA from Bombus huntii, 1345 nucleotides. RefSeq names its product sodium channel protein Nach-like. NCBI's taxonomy places the organism in Eukaryota, Metazoa, Arthropoda, Insecta, Hymenoptera, Apidae. Gene Ontology annotation, biological process: sodium ion transmembrane transport. Gene Ontology annotation, molecular function: ligand-gated sodium channel activity. Gene Ontology annotation, cellular component: membrane. The record is from RefSeq and is a predicted model, not a curated record. The coding region runs from base 26 to 1345 and encodes 439 amino acids. The transcript is spliced from 5 exons.
UAUACGGUGCCAGGCUUAGUUUAAAAUGAAAUACAAGUACAAUCCUUCAUGCAAGGAAUUACAUUCCAGUUUGAAAUUCCGAUCAAGGGAAUAUCUUUUGGAAAACACGUUGCAUGGUGUUCCAUAUUUUGUGGAUUCCACACGACCUAAGUGGGAAAGAUUAAUAUGGUUUCUCUUGACAUUUGUAUCGCUAUUAGCGAUCAUAGCUAUAAUCAUAAUCAUCUUAGAUAAAUUUCAAACAGAGCCAACUAUAACCGGAUUAGAUAUAAUAACAGAAAAUGUUAAUAUUGAAUUUCCUCAAAUCUUUGUUUGCUUCGACUGGUUUCAUUUGAAUCAUUCGGACAUACCUGAGGGUGAAAUAUAUAUAUACGAAAAAUUGUACAAUUGGAUUUUUGAAAAACGUAUCGAUGUAAAAUCGUUCCCUCUCACUUACAAAAACAAAAACAAUUUUCGUAAAACUUUUGAAGCAAUGGGACCUGAUUGUGAUCUUUUAAUUAGUGACUGCGUAUACAAGGGAAUAAAUAUAUCAUGUAACGCACUAUUUGUAAAAGUACAUACGGCUGUGGGUAUUUGCUGUAAAUCUAAAUAUUUAGAGCCACUUAAAAUUCUUGAUCAUCUAAGGAGUUUUGAAUUUAGGAUGUUCAGUUCAAGUUAUCCUUUAAGAGUUUACUAUACGCAACAAAAUGUUACGAGUCCAAGUCCAGGUGAAAGAGCCCUAGUAAAAGCACAUUUUCCUAUAGAUAUUGAAUUUAUUGUUCAUAUAACGUAUACAACUCCCGAUAUUCGUUAUUUGUCUCUUCGACAACGAAAAUGUUAUACUAAGCAAGAUAUAAAUUUUGUCAAUUUUAAUGAUUGUGAAAUGAAAUGUUUGAUCGAUAAGAUAUUUAAAUAUUGUAAGUGUUUACCAUGGUUUCUAUCGUUCGAUGGUAAAACAGAAUGCCCACUUUCAAAGUAUUCCUGUUUCAAUAACGUUAAAAUCGAUAUAACUCAAUGUAACUGUUGGCUAUCUUGCGACCAUGCGUCAUAUAGCGUAACGCAAAUACAAAAUUCUUCUAAAAAUACGAAUCGAGUUAUGUUGAGAAAAUGGCCAACAGCUCUCUACAAGAGAGAAGUACGAUUUGGUUAUUUAGAUUUACUUGUAUCGUUCGGUGGUAUUGCAGGUCUCUUUCUAGGAUAUUCUUUAUUUGUAUCUAUCGAAAUUGGAUAUUAUUUUACUCUUAGAACUUAUUGUGGAGCUGUAAUUCAAUCAUCUCGGGAACAGUACAAUAUCAUGACUGUUCAUGUUGUGGAAAAAAUUCCACAGAAAGCAGAUACUAAUCAAAAAUAUUAUUUGUAUAUUGAUUAA